AUGAGGGUAACAGAGAUCAUAAUAGACGGCUUCAAGUCGUACGCCGUGCGCACCGUGAUAUCAGGAUGGGACGAGACGUUCAAUUCCAUCACUGGCCUCAAUGGCAGUGGAAAGUCCAACAUUCUGGACUCCAUCUGCUUCGUCCUGGGCAUAACAAACAUGACCACAGUUCGAGCGCAAAAUUUACAGGAUCUGAUUUACAAGCGCGGCCAAGCCGGAGUCACGAAAGCUAGCGUCACAAUCGUCUUCGACAACAGGGACAAGAACAAGUCACCGAUCGGUUUCGAGGAGUACGGCUCCAUCAGUGUCACCCGGCAGAUCGUCCUCGGCGGAACGUCCAAAUACCUAAUCAACGGCCACCGGGCUCAACAACAGACGGUACAGAACCUUUUCCAGUCUGUAGGGCUCAACAUCAAUAACCCCAACUUCCUCAUCAUGCAAGGAAAGAUCACAAAGGUUUUAAACAUGAAGUCGGUGGAAAUUCUGGCCAUGAUUGAAGAGGCGGCCGGUACAAGAAUGUUCGAGGACCGCCGGGACAAGGCACUGAAGACCAUGUCGAAAAAGGAAAUGAAAUUGCAGGAGAUACAAGCGCUCCUUCAUGAAGAAAUCGAGCCCAAGCUGGAGAAACUUCGUCAAGAGAAAAGGGCUUUCCUCGACUUCCAACAGACUCAAAAUGAUCUCGAACGUCUCACAAGACUAGUCGUUGCGCACGACUAUGUCAAGUAUCAGGAGCGGCUCGAACAAUCCGGUUCCGAUCUCGAUAGCAAGAAACAACGGCAGCAGGACCUUGAGGAGUCGGCUGUCAGGCUGAAGAGCGAGAUAUCCCAUUUGGAGGAAGACGUGCAAAGGGUCAAAUCUCAGCGUGACAAGGAGCUCCGAAAAGGCGCGAAAGCUCAGGCUCUGGAAGAAUCUGUAAAGAAGCUUUCUAACGAUAUUGUCCGUCUAGCGACAGUCAUGGAUCUGAAGAGGUCCAGCUUGACAGAGGAGCAAGACCGGAGGAUAGCAGGGGAGAAGAAUGUCGCAGAGCUUGAGGCUGCUUUGCAAGAAAAGACCAAUAUCUUCGACAAAAUGAAGGCAAAGCAUGACUCCGCCAAGGAAGAACUUGAAAGGCAGAGCCAGGAGGCCGAAUCCAAGGAGGAACUUUUGCAGACUCUACAAACCGGCGUUGCAUCCAAGGAAGGUCAGGAAAACGGCUACCAAGCCCAGUUGCAAGACGCGAGGAGUCGAGCCUCUGCUGCGGGUACGGAACAAGAACAAGCCAAGAUCAAGAUUGCUCACCUUGAGAAGCGCAUCAAGGAGGAAGAGCCGCGGGCCAAAAAGGCUAAGGAGCAGAAUGCCGGCUUGCUUAAAGAGCUCGAAGGUCUCAAAUCCCAGGCACAAAAACUCGAGAAAGAACUCGGCAAGCUCGGUUUCAGCCCCGGGGCCGAGGAAGACUUGUACAAAGAGGAGAGCAGCCUUCAGCAGAAGAUUCGCAGCUUGCGACAAGAAUCUGAUGCACUGAAGCGCAGGGUGGCCAACAUCGAUUUCAAUUACGCCGACCCAGUACCCAAUUUCGACAGAUCAAAGGUAAAGGGGCUCGUAGCUCAAUUGUUCACACUCGACAAGGACCACACCAGAGCUGGAACCGCCCUCGAAAUCUGUGCCGGUGGCCGCCUCUACAACGUUGUGGUCGACAACGAAGUGACUGGUACGCAACUGCUCAAAGGCGGUAAGCUGCGAAAACGCGUCACCAUCAUUCCUCUCAACAAGAUAGCUGCGUUCAAGGCGUCCGCGCAGACGAUUGCGACCGCUCAAAGGAUUGCACCGGGGAAAGUUGAUUUAGCUCUGUCACUUGUCGGCUACGACGAUGAGGUCUCGGCAGCCAUGUCAUACGUCUUUGGCAACACUCUUGUAUGCGAAGACGCCGACACUGCCAAGAGGGUCACGUUCGAUCCCAACGUCCGGAUGAGGAGCAUCACUCUCCAAGGAGACUCAUACGAUCCGUCCGGCACAUUGUCCGGUGGCAGCGCACCGAACUCCAGUGGAGUGUUGGUCACCAUGCAGAAAAUCAAUGAUCUGAACCGACAACUGAGGGAGGCUGAGGGAUCGCUCCGAGACCUGCAGGCCAAAAUCGCCCGCGAGAGGUCGAAGCUGGAUCAGGCUCGUCGAAUCAAGCAGGAGCUUGAUCUCAAGUCCCAUGAGAUCAAGCUGGCUGAAGAGCAGAUUGGAAGCAAUUCGUCCUCUUCCAUCAUCCAAGAGGUGCAGAACAUGAAGGAAACGAUCCUGCAACUCAAAACGGAUAUCCAAGAAGCCAAGAAGCGCCAUGUCGAGGCUACAGCAGAUGCCAAACGGAUUGAAAAGGACAUGAAGGAUUUCGAUAAUAACAAGGAUGGGAAAUUGGUUGAGUUGCAAGCUUCCUUAGACAAGCUACGGUCCUCCCUGGAGAAGAACAGAACGUCAGUCAAGACUCUCCAGAAGGAGCUACAAAAUGCCCAACUGGAUUCAGAACAGGUGUCUGGCGACCUCGCCGCCGCACGGGAGCAGCUCCAGGAGGUCGACAUGGCCAUCAAGGCUCAGCAAGAUGAGAUCGCUCAGACGUCUAAGCAACGCGAUGAACUCAAGGAGACCCUUGAAAAGGCCCAGGCCGACCUCGAUGGGGAGCGGGCAAAGCUCAGCAUCUUCGAUGACGAACUCCGCGCUCUGGAGGACGCGAUGCGGUCGAAAAAUUCUCGAAUCACAGAGGAAGGCUUGGAGAUGCAGAAGUUAGGCCACCAGGUCGAGAAAUUCCACAAGGAACAGCAAAAUGCCCAACAAGCUGUUGCUCACAUGGAGAAAGAGCACGAAUGGAUUGCCGACGAGAAGGACAACUUUGGCCGUUCUGGCACCCCAUAUGACUUCAAGAGCCACAACAUUGGAGAAUGCAAGUCAACCCUAAAGAACUUGACCGAGCGGUUCCAAGGCAUGAAGAAGAAGAUCAACCCGAAGGUCAUGAACAUGAUUGACAGCGUCGAAAAGAAGGAAGCCUCCCUGAAACACAUGAUGAAGACGGUUAUCCGUGAUAAGAAGAAGAUUGAGGAGACCAUCAUCAGCCUAGACGAUUACAAGAAGAAGGCACUGCAUGAGACGUGGGAGAAGGUGAACGCCGACUUUGGUGGGAUAUUCUCGGAGCUGCUGCCCGGAGGCAGUUUCGCCAAGCUGGACCCGCCAGAGGGCAAAACCAUUAGCGACGGUCUCGAGGUCAAGGUCUGUCUGGGCAAGGUUUGGAAGCAGAGUCUGACGGAGUUGAGUGGUGGCCAGAGAUCUCUUAUUGCCCUGUCGCUCAUCAUGGCGCUGUUGCAAUUCAAGCCCGCGCCGAUGUACAUCCUGGACGAGGUCGACGCCGCGCUGGACCUGUCGCACACCCAGAACAUCGGCCGUCUGAUCAAGACACGGUUCAAGGGUUCCCAGUUUAUUGUUGUCAGUUUGAAGGACGGCAUGUUCCAGAAUGCAAAUCGCAUCUUCAAGACACGGUUCAGCGAGGGUACGAGUAUGGUGCAGGCGUUGACCCCUGCGGAUAUAAAGUAG
Molecule: messenger RNA, 3543 nt
Organism: Diaporthe amygdali
Lineage: Eukaryota; Fungi; Ascomycota; Sordariomycetes; Diaporthales; Diaporthaceae
Product: condensin subunit
Exons: 5
Coding region: 1-3543 (1180 amino acids)
Biological process (GO): chromosome organization
Cellular component (GO): chromosome
Molecular function (GO): ATP binding; ATP hydrolysis activity; protein binding
Source: RefSeq, a predicted model, not a curated record